AUGGACAGGUCAGAUGAAACUAUCGCGAGGUCUGCCGGUCAAUGUAAAAAUGCUGAGUGUAGUAAAGCCCAUGGGAAAUGUGAUUUUAUCGAAUGUUCGGGAUCACAUCGAAGAGUGACUAAUCACACCCCAGGAGGCGGAGUCAAAAAGGACACUUGUGGGCGUGCAAUGCUGUUCCAGUAUUAUGAGAUCAAUAUUUGUUUCUCGCUCAUCGCACCCAGGUGGCAAAAAUCUAAAUCUCACAAUUUUCCAGCUGUUGCGUUUACAUGUGAUGGCGUUCCGCCUAUGCCUUUCACCCUGUUGUGCCCUGUCUUGCCAGAGAAUCCAGAGACAUCGUAA
Molecule: messenger RNA, 339 nt
Organism: Melampsora larici-populina 98AG31
Lineage: Eukaryota; Fungi; Basidiomycota; Pucciniomycetes; Pucciniales; Melampsoraceae
Exons: 3
Coding region: 1-339 (112 amino acids)
Source: RefSeq, a predicted model, not a curated record